AAACGCUGGUGGUCGAUUUCCAGGCCAUCGCUUGGACAUGCUCCUCCUCCGCAGAUCAGCGCUGAGCGCCCGCGCCGCGUGCGCGCGGCCCGCGGUGGGCGCGAACCGGUGGGCGGCGCCCCGGGCAUUCUCCCAGGUCCCGGAGAAGAACGAUAGCACGGAAACGGAGUACGGCGGCGUGGCGACGUCGUGGAAGGAGAUCGGGGACCGCAUGGCCGGGGUGCUCUUCCUCACGGACAUCUGGCGCGGCAUCGCGAUCACGGGCGAGGUCGUCUCGAAGCCGAAGGUGACGAUCAACUACCCCUUCGAGAAGGGCCCGCUGAGCCCGCGGUUCCGCGGCGAGCACGCGCUCCGGCGGUACCCGUCGGGCGAGGAGCGGUGCAUCGCCUGCAAGCUCUGCGAGGCCGUGUGCCCGGCCCAGGCCAUCACCAUCGAGGCCGAGGCGCGCGCGGACGGGUCGCGGAAGACGACGCGCUACGACAUCGACAUGACGAAGUGCAUCUACUGCGGCUACUGCCAGGAGGCCUGCCCCGUCGACGCCAUCGUCGAGGGCCCCAACUACGAGUUCACGGCCGAGACCCACGAGGAGCUCAUCUACGACAAGGAGAAGCUCCUCAACAACGGCGACAAGUGGGAGUUCGCCAUCGCGAAGAACCUCGCCGCGGAGCACCACUACAGGUGAGCGCGCGCCCCCCCGCCGCGCCGUCGGCGGCGUAACAUAGCUCCCCCUU
Messenger RNA from Aureococcus anophagefferens, 731 nucleotides. RefSeq lists its product as hypothetical. Lineage: Eukaryota; Pelagophyceae; Pelagomonadales; Pelagomonadaceae. The coding region runs from base 38 to 682 and encodes 214 amino acids. Gene Ontology annotation, molecular function: 4 iron, 4 sulfur cluster binding; NADH dehydrogenase activity. Gene Ontology annotation, cellular component: membrane. Gene Ontology annotation, biological process: mitochondrial electron transport, NADH to ubiquinone; mitochondrial respiratory chain complex I assembly. The record is from RefSeq and is a predicted model, not a curated record. The transcript has 2 exons.